AUGGCUAAAUCAACUCCAAAACAACCAGUCAUUAAAGCUGAUGCUAUCCUUCCACCAGAAACCUUGUUGAAGAAGAGCAAGACUUUGGCUAAGAACUCCAAGAACGUUGCUGAAGCUAAGCAAAAGAGAACUAUUGCUAGCAAAGCUAAGAGAGAAGCCAUUGCUAAGAGAACCGCUGGUUACGAAGCUGAAUAUGCUGCUGAAAUCAAGAAGAUUGCUGAUGCUCACAAGGAAGCCGCCGCUAACGGUUCUUUCUUCGUCCCAGCUGAAUCUAAGUUGGUCUUUGUCGUCAGAAUCAAGGGUAUUAUGAAGAUUCCACCAAAGCCAAGAAAGAUCAUGCAAUUGUUGAGAUUGUUGCAAAUUAACGCUGGUGUUUUCAUCAAGGUUACCAAGGCUACCAGAGAAUUGUUGAAGUUGGUUGAACCAUACGUUGCUUACGGUUACCCAUCUUUGGCUACCAUCAGAAAGUUGAUCUACAAGAGAGGUUACGGUAAGGUCAACAAGCAAAGAAUUGCUUUGAGUGACAACGCUAUCAUUGAAGCUGCUUUGGGUAAAUACGGUAUUGCUUCUGUUGAAGACCUUGUUCACGAAAUCUACACUGUUGGUCCAAACUUCAAGGAAGCUAACAACUUCUUGUGGCCAUUCAAGUUGUCUAAUCCAAACGGUGGUUGGGGUGUUGACAGAAAGUUUGAACACUUUAUCCAAGGUGGUUCUUUCGGUAACCGUGAAGAAUUCAUUAACCAAUUGGUUAAGGCUAUGAACUAA
Saccharomycopsis crataegensis is the source of this 765-nucleotide messenger RNA. RefSeq names its product uL30 family ribosomal protein. Gene Ontology annotation, biological process: maturation of LSU-rRNA from tricistronic rRNA transcript (SSU-rRNA, 5.8S rRNA, LSU-rRNA). Bases 1 to 765 code for a protein of 254 amino acids. Gene Ontology annotation, molecular function: structural constituent of ribosome; RNA binding. The record is from RefSeq and is a predicted model, not a curated record. Gene Ontology annotation, cellular component: cytosolic large ribosomal subunit. NCBI's taxonomy places the organism in Eukaryota, Fungi, Ascomycota, Saccharomycetes, Ascoideales, Saccharomycopsidaceae. The transcript is spliced from 3 exons.